AAAACAUAACUGUUCGAGCUCGUCUUGUGAUCAGACCCACUUUCUGAACUCUGUGAACCAAAGCUUACAACUCCUGUCUUAUUUAUCGGUCAGUUGGAGAUUCACACACCAGAAUGUCUCACACUGUCAUACCCAUGAACUCUUCAACGCUCGUCAUCCAGCUGCAGCCAGCAACACAAACAGCUCGUGGUACGACGGUGACCAAUGCUCCUGUGCCUGUUUAUGUACAACAGGUGGUGGGAGCUUCACCUCUUCAAGGACUUCAGGCAUUUCUGAAAGGACAACCGAAAGCCCUCGGGACGGUCCAGAUAAUGAUCGGUGUGUGGACUCUCCUGUUAGGCAUUGUGUCUGCAGCUUAUGCAGGACUCCUCUUUGUCUUUAGUGGUAUUCCUUACUGGGGAUCUCUCAUCUACAUCAUCACAGGCUCACUCUGCAUUGCUGCAGAAAAUAAAAUGAAUUCACCCUCCGGUUUGUGUUUGGUGAAAGCUUCACUCGGAAUGAACAUUUUCAGUAUUAUAACUGCAGGGAUUGUCAUUAUUUUACUUUCACUGGAUUUGGAUCUAUUUCACGCGUUUACUGCGAUCAAUAUGGCUGUCGUUUCUUCGGACCGGAUCAUCAGGUGGUUACAGAGUCUCGUAAUGGGAAUCAAAGGUGUGUUGUUGUUAUUUGCCGUGCUUGAGUUUAUCAUCUCCAUCUGUCUGUCAGCAUUUGCCUGUAAAGCCAACGCCUGCUGUUGUCCUCCUCAGAAGGUGCAGUUUGCUCAGGUUUUACCGCCACAGUCCUCUGAUUUCAGGCCCAUUCAUUUACAGGAUCUUAACAGCUCAGAGAAAACUGUGCCCAGCAGCUCUUCCAUUCAUCACCAGCCUGCAGGCACUCCUCCACAAUACAGUGAAUGCAAACAAAUAUAAAUAAGUAGACAGUGUUCCCUUAUGAAACAAAAAAUAUAUGGGAACAUAUUGGAAAAUAUAAUGCAAUAUAUUAAAUAAUAAAUUUCCAUUCAUAGUAAACUAUACUUCAGUAUAUUCAUGGGCCAUGUAUGGCUAUAUAUUGAGGCAUAUAAAAAUACAUUUCAGACCUGCAUUACAUUUUUACAUGUAAUAACUUUAUUGAAACACUCAAUUUCUAUUUGAAGAGUUAAUGCUUGGGUUUAUAUAUAGCUGAACACAUAUAUUAUAAAGUGAUAGAAAUGUUUCUGAAUAUGUCACUAUAAUAUGUCACUGGGGAAGUCGUGGCCUAAUGGUUAGAGAGUCGGACUUGUAACCUAAAGGUUGUGAGUUCGAGUCUCAGGUCCGGCAAGAAUUGUAGGUGGAGGGAGUGAAUGUACAGCGCUCUCUUCCACCUUCAAUACCACGACUGAGGUGCCCUUGAGCAAGGCACUGAUAAACUGCUCCCAACUGCUCCAUGUGUGUGUGUUCACUGCAAUUAUCCCAACCAAAUUGCACACACAGCAGAGCACAAAUUCUGAGUAUGGGUAACCAUACUUGGCCACAUGUCACUUCAUUUAAAAAAAAACAAAAAAAACAUUCUCUCUCUCUCUCUCUCUCUCUCUAUAUAUAUAUAGUGUAUAUAUUUUAGUCUGUGUGUGUUUGUAUACACAUAUAGAUGUGAUCAAAUUUGAUACUUUGUGUAUAUCUAUAUAUUAUAAAUAAUAUUGAAUACAUAUUACAUGUAAGUAAAUAUAGUCACAUUUUUUCAAUAUAUGAAAAGCAUUGAUUACUAUAUUGUAGUAUAUUAAAUUGAUUCAUGUAUAUUGAAAAUAUACUGAAUCAUUUAUUGUGUUAAUAUAUUUAACAUAUUUGUUAAUUUAUAAGACCAUGGGCUCUAUCAUACACCUGAUGUAAUGCGGCACGACCCAGGUGUUUUUUGCUAGUUUCAGCCCGACGCAGUCAUCAUAUGCACCACGUUUUUUAAAUAGCUAAUGCAUUUGCGCCCAUGGGUGUGCUGGUCUGAAAAUGAGGUGAGUUCAGGUGCAUUGUUGGCGCAUUGCUAUUUUGAGGCAACUGAAAUAGACUUUUGACCGGGUUUCAAUUGGUCAAUGGUGCAAUAUUUUUUAUUUUUGUUAUUUAAAGAGCGCGUUAGUAAUAUGCGCCUCUGGGCGGGUCCACAGCGCGAUUACACUCUGCUUAUUACACAGACAGGGACGCACAGCAGCACACAAACAUGCCAAAUAUGAAAAAUGUAAGAAUUAAAAUGUAAAAGAUUAUUAUUGUGUACAUAAAUAUCAAAAUGCCUACAUAGUCGUUGCAUGUAUCAGAUCAGAUCAGAGCCUACCUAUUUGCAGUAAUGAAUGUAUUUAAACUGACUCGUCAGGUUGAGGGUGUCUAUCAACAACCAGUAAUCCAUAUCAAAGCCUGGAUCCAACGUGGAUAAACUGAAAGACUGAGUAUUGAACAUGUAAUUUGAGCAAAACAUCACUCAUUGAACUCCUCAGUUUAAUGUUAGUGUAUAUGAUGGGCCAAAUAAUUGGGAGACGGAGGCAGAGGGUCCACCAGCCAAGGUCCACAUAUCUGUCCCCGUCUCAGGUGGACUAUGCCUGUCCUGCCAGCCAGUAACAAACCUCUGUCAUCUCCUGGCAGAUGACCUAUAGACAAAUGCAUACUGCCCAUAUCCACUCCCCAUUGCUGUUAAAGUAACUGCUGCACUACAUUUUUUUUUUUUUUUACAAGUGGGUCAUUCCAACAUCCCCCGAGUUCAACUGGAGGCAUAUCCCAACCGUAAGUUCAGACAUACAUGCAGUGACAUCAAGCCUAGUCAGACAUGCAUACAAAUUCUUUAAAUUCCCAAUGAUGCCUUUUAGCCAAAAUCGGGUUAAAGAGGAGUUUUGGGCUAACUUUGGGUUCCCUGGGGUUGUGGGUGUGAUAGAUUGCACGCUCGUGCAACUACGUGCCCCGUCAGAGAAUGCUCUAAUAUACAUUAAAAGGUUAGUUCACCCAAAAAUGAAAAUUCUGUCAUUAAUUACUCACCCUCAUGUCGUUCCAAACCCGGAAGACCUUCGUUCCUCUUCGGAACACAAAUUCAGAUAUUUUUUAAGGAAUCUGAGAGCUCUCUGACCCUCCAUAGACAGCAAGGGUACUACUGUGCGUCAUAAUACUGUGUGUUGUUUCCUGGAUGAUUCAUGACUGGUUUUAUAUAUUGUGGUAGUUGUUCAUGAGGUUCUUGUUAGUCCUGAGCAGUUAAACUGCUUGCUGUUCUUCAGAAAAAUCCUCCAGCUCCUGCGCAUUCUCAGGUUUUCCAGCAUCUUCUGCAUAUUUUGGAAUAAUUUGUAAUAAAGAAUUAUUUGUGGUA
This is a messenger RNA of Onychostoma macrolepis, 3285 nucleotides long. Its product is annotated as membrane-spanning 4-domains subfamily A member 4A-like. Lineage: Eukaryota; Metazoa; Chordata; Actinopteri; Cypriniformes; Cyprinidae. The coding region runs from base 114 to 908 and encodes 264 amino acids. The record is from RefSeq and is a predicted model, not a curated record. The transcript has 9 exons. Gene Ontology annotation, cellular component: membrane.